CUGGUUUCUAAUGUGCCACUCACAAUAUGGCUGACACGUACCGGUCCUGCUGGGGAACCACACACGUGACUCUCCAUGGGCGCUAGCUUGCUAGUGAGACACCAACUGAACUUGCAGCAACAGAAAAAAAGACAAGUGGGAUUUAGGAAAACACUUGGUGUUGUUUUCAGGAUGAAAUGCAGGCAGCUGCGAUGGAUCCCGCCGAUGAGCCCCCGUCAAUGCUGUGGGGAAUGGACCCGAUCUUCUCCGCUUUUGCUCGGCUGUUUGUCAGGGACAUCCUGCAGAUGACAGAGUCCGUACAGGUUCCAGGCAUUUAUUUCUACAAUUUACAUCCAAUCUACAAAGUGGAUGUUCUUGGAACAGUGGUUUACAAAAGAGAGAGAGACGACUUCUUCUGUUAUGGAGUGGAUGAUGGUACUGGAGUUAUAAACUGUCUGUGCUGGAAAAGUAAUCUAUUGAAAGAAGAAGAGGAUCCCAGUAAAUCUGGGACGAAACACAGUGAUGCAGCUGAAGGUGGGUUCGAUCUGGUGGCAGAGCUUAGAAAACUCCAACAGAAACAACGCAAACGCUGCCACCUGGAGAUCGGAGAGCUGAUCCGGGUUCGAGGGCCUGUGAAGACGUCGAGGCAACAGAGAGAAAUCACGGCUUCCACCUACUAUAAGGUGGACGACCCAGUGAUGGCGGUCCAGAUAGCCUGGAUGAUGGAGGUCCCUCAGCUCUACAGGCUGUUUUACGACAAGCACUUCCAGCUCGAUGCAGCAGGAGACUCAGCAGAAACUUCUCUUAGCAAAGCAACAAACAUCAUUAAGGACUUCCUGAAGCAGAGGUUGGUGGCUAAGUUCAGGCCGUACGACGUCCAGGAUCUGCUGCAGCCUCUGGUCUCCAGCCGGCUCCAAACUCAGUCUGCAGGGCAGGAGGCUGUUGCUGGUCCGUCUGGCUGCCAGCAGCUCAACCAGCUCCUGAAGGAGGUUCUGCAGGUCCUGCAGGACGAAGGCACCGUGUACCGCAAGGUCAAGUCCCAGGAUGAAGUGUAUCAUGUGACCAUUCAAGACAAAGAUCUGCUCAUAACGGUUAAAGAUAUUAUCAGGGAGGAUUCAAAGAGAGAAAAGUAUGCGGAGAAGGGUUGCCACAUCCUGCACAUCCUGUCGGCGGUCAGGCAGCGCUACAGCCUCAAUGUGAGCAAGGCGGCCCUGGAGCUCGUCCUGCAGACGCUGGAGUGUGACAGCGACAUCGUCAGCACCAGUGACAGCCACUACAUCGCCUUCUGAUGGGCGCGGCCUGGAACUCAAACUCAAAGUGUCAUCAGCACUCCUCAGUUCAUCACGACUGGUUUAGAUGGUUUAAAGAUAAAUAAAGGAUAAACAGAUGGCAGGAUCAGCUUGUUCUGACGGCCUGAGGCUGAAAAACUCUCCUGGGUUUCUGCUGAGCCCCAUUUCUUUGGAACUAUCAGCAGUAUGAGCAGCCUUUCUUUAGAAUGAUUAUUUAAUUCUCACGUCUCUUUUGGAAAAUAAAAAAAGCUGCCAAGAAACACCAAUCUAUCUCGGAGGCACCCAUCCUCUUCCUCCUCUUCCUCCUCUCGUCCAUCUGUUCCCUCCUUUUAAAGCUGUCACAGGGAAACGACA
Poecilia reticulata (guppy) is the source of this 1622-nucleotide messenger RNA. It is a transcript of the gene stn1, whose product is annotated as STN1 subunit of CST complex. Gene Ontology annotation, biological process: telomere capping. The record is from RefSeq and is a predicted model, not a curated record. NCBI's taxonomy places the organism in Eukaryota, Metazoa, Chordata, Actinopteri, Cyprinodontiformes, Poeciliidae. Gene Ontology annotation, cellular component: CST complex. Gene Ontology annotation, molecular function: single-stranded telomeric DNA binding.